CAAACAUUCAAAGUCCCAAAAGACAAAAGGAGACAAAUUGGCAAUUGAAUUGUGCACUUUGAUUUUUAUACACUCACACGCAUAGACACACAUUGGCUCGACCCUCCACUAACAUAAUGUCAUCUUCGUCAUUACAAAUUGGGUCCGAGCUUGUGCCUUCAGUCCCGGGCUCCAGGGCUCCUUCAGCGGCCCCGACGCCAAAGUCCAGCUUUAUCUUCGCCGAUCAGCUUGCUGGAUCCACAAAGGAUCUGAGCUACUCCUUCAUCAACUCCGAGUUCCUUGAUGACGUUGACAUGGAAUUGCCGAGGGGGUUCAGAUCAACAGCUCAAACCUACAAGACCACCUCAACAAGCGCAUUCCGUAACAUGACCUCCACACCAAGGUCUCAUCACCCGACUUCGCUGCCAAAGUCAUUACCAAUAGACUGGAAUCUGUUCAACAAGCAGUUUGAACUCAACCAGAAGCUCAAGUUAUCGAAGCUGAAGCGUAAGAGGACGGUGUCUGAGGAGUUUGAGAACAACUUCGAGAACUUGCCCUACCAUGUCAUCGACUUCAUCUCGGAUUGUGUGGAAUCGCAGUCUGACUUGAUCAACUGGAGUCAGACAUGUCGGUUCUUCAACAGGAUGGUGAACAAGAGAUUGUACUCGCAUGUCAUCCUGGUUGACAACAUCAGCGACCGUUGUAAACACUACGAUGGUAAGUAUACGCUGGUUGACUCGAAAAACUAUCCCAAGUUCCUUGCAUCGCUCUGUGCCAAUGACGAGCUCGUCCCACUCGUGAACGAGAUUGUCAUUGACACUUCCUCAAACCACUCCAGUUAUGACUCCCUCGAUGAGAACAUCUAUGCUGCGUUGUACGACAUCUUCUUGACUCAGAACAACAACUUGGAUGUGUUGCAGAACUUGGAUUACAACAACCUGAAGAAGUUUGAUUCGUUGUUGAACUACAACAGAGCUCAUUUGAUCAAACACAACUAUAACAAAUAUACCGAUUACUACCAUGAGUCGGAAAAUAUGGAGGAUCUCAUUCGUAGAGAUCUCCUACAUUUGACAAACUUCCAGCUGCUUGACUUGAACGACAUCAACAGGUUACCGGUUUCAGCGAAGGACGUGUCGUUUGCCCUCGAGCACGAAUUCCAACGGAAUGCUAAGUUCCAAUUGACACUGGCAGGCUGGGAUACUUUGCAAAGACUAACAACGUUGAAGCUACACACUCCUUAUGCAUUUGAUCAGUUCCUCAAAGAGGCCUACAGGUUCCGUAAUUCCGAUACUUAUCAACGUCUCGGAAACAUUACAACGCUAUCCAUUGCAAACAUCCAUAAAGUUGACGACCGUAACCAAGAGUCUCGUCUUAGUUUCCACAAGUUGAACUCAGUUAUUGACCUCUCAAGAGUUGAGGCCUUAGAGUUGAAGUUGAAAUGUCAUGAAAGAGUCCAGUGCAACUAUUGUAUCAUGCAGUUCAUGACUGAUUGGUUCGAGGAGCUUUUAUCCAAUGAUCAUUCGAAUUUGAAGAAGUUAUCUCUCAUCAGUUUGCCUCCAAGUUCAAACUACAACGUCAACACUCAAUGGGAUUCUAUCCUUUGUAAUGCUAACUUCUUGGAAAAACUAGGCGAGAACUUGGAGUUCUUCUUCAUCAACCUCAACGAUUUCCCAUACAUGCCAAUCUUUGAAAAGACCAGUGCCCAAGAAGUCCAGGACUCCUUGAAACUACCCAUCAAUGAAAGCAUCUUGAAGAUAAGAAAGUUGAUGUACACAAAUAUUGUCCAUUCCUUCAAGAAGCUUGAACUGUUGGUUAUGCCGGACUAUUUCUACAACUGGGCAGUCUACAACAAUAUAUCAGACCUUUCAAGAGAUGAAAAUGUCAACUUUUUGAACUUCUUGGAUUCGUGUUUAUGCAACUGCUGUUGCGAAGGUCGUCAGUUGUUCAAGGAGUACUCAAGACGUACUGCCUUCAAGGAUUUCAAAGGAAGGUUCCAAACUGAAUGGAGAUAUAACCAACCACAAGCCGUGACAAGUUACAACAAACUUAACGAUAAUCCGGACUCGUACCGUAUCUUGUUCAACUACAUGAUUCGUGAGUUGAAGAACCGCAUCCCUUUGAAACAGGUGAACACUGUUCAGUCAUCGCUUGAUUACCAUAAGUUUGUGCCAAACGUUUAUUCGAAAUACGCUGUUAUUCCAGAAGAGGACUUCUUAAAAUUGACCAAACUGAUUACCCAUGGUCUAAGAAAAGAUGUUCAAAGGCUUUUGGAUGCCUUGCCAAACUUGAAGAGAAUCAACUUUGGUGGAGUGCUGUUCAAAUGCUUCAAGAUCUCAAAGGACAAAGUUCGGGUUAAGGCGAUGUACGAUGAUUUUGAAGAGAUUUUCAACAUUGUUCAAUAGCCUGGUUUCUUGUAUGUCAAUUGACGUCUAUAACAUCGAUCUGAACGUAGUCUCUUUGUCUUGAUUAAUGGUAUCUUUGUUCUUUUACGGCACAGGUGUUGUCUCAGAAGGUGUGGCUGUUCUGGAGUAUCAGUCGAUUCUCCUUCAACUGUGUACUUAUGGGGAAUCAUUUUCCGUGAUACAGUUCUUCAAACGGAUAUCACUCGGCUGUUUCUAAUAGUUCAGACACGAACGUAUGGCUCAAGUGUGUCAACAAACCAUCGAGUUAUAACUUGCCUCGGUUUCCUUGUAAGACAUUUGACAAAUGUCUCAGAACCAAGUGCUAAAGCCAACAGGAAGGAACAGUACAUUCCAAAGAGUUGUUCAGGAAGUUCCAGCAGGAUUCUCAAAGUGUGUACAUCAUUGCUUUACACUAUGAAAUCACAUUAUUCAUUUCUAUAAAUAAAUCAACAAUAUUAAAAGAGAAAUGCCGUAAAUGAA
This is a messenger RNA of Williopsis jadinii, 2861 nucleotides long. RefSeq lists its product as uncharacterized. Lineage: Eukaryota; Fungi; Ascomycota; Saccharomycetes; Phaffomycetales; Wickerhamomycetaceae. Bases 117 to 2381 code for a protein of 754 amino acids. The transcript has a single exon. The record is from RefSeq and is a predicted model, not a curated record.